Cynara cardunculus var. scolymus (artichoke) is the source of this 2134-nucleotide messenger RNA. RefSeq names its product protein trichome birefringence-like 2. Bases 168 to 1916 code for a protein of 582 amino acids. The record is from RefSeq and is a predicted model, not a curated record. The transcript has 5 exons. Gene Ontology annotation, cellular component: Golgi apparatus. Lineage: Eukaryota; Viridiplantae; Streptophyta; Magnoliopsida; Asterales; Asteraceae. Gene Ontology annotation, molecular function: O-acetyltransferase activity.
AAACACCCUAUCGAUUUUGACAACAACAUCAUCAUCAUCACCCUUGGAAUCUUUGAUUAACUUUAUUCUUUUUUCUUGAUUAUUCACACACAAACAUUUGUCAUACUCAUACUGUGUGUUUCUUGAAACCACUUUCAAUUGUUAAUGGUGUUCUUGUUGUCAUAGCCAUGAUUAUGAAUCUAAAGAAACUUUUUGCAAUCUCUGAUCACUUCCCAAAUUGUGCAUCUUCAAGAAAGAAGGUUGUUUUUGGAUUUGGGUUAGGGUUUGUUUCAUUUUUCAUUUAUUUAUUUGUGUUAUUUUCGAAAUUUUCUUUCAAAAAUCCCACUCCAAACCAACUUUUCUUCCAAGGGUUCAAUAUCAGGAACAAUAGUUCUCUUAUUUCUUGGUCUUUUUCUUUUAGUAGAACAUCCUCUUCUAAUUCCACUUCUUCUUCUUCAACAAGAGCAAUUUUUGUAGAAAAUGCCACACAAGUAGAACAAAACCCUACAAUUUUGAUCAGUGAGAACAUUGCUGAAUCAAAUGGUUCCAAUAUGGAUAUUAGUUUGAAGUUCUUGGGUGAUUUUGAUGGUAAAAACGGAAGCUUUAAUGGGAUUUCUGAGAAAGGUAUUGAUUUCGAAGAUACCCAUUUGGCAAAACUUAAAGAUGAUGUGGAAAAUGCAACCUUUACUGCAAUUAUUGCGAAGCCUAAUGAAGGGAAAGUGACAAUUGGUGAAAAGAGUGGCAAUGGGUCCAAUCGGAGUGUUGAAUCGGAUGGUUUAGAUCUAAAUCUUGAUGGCUUUUCAAACAAAGGGGGUUUUGCAGACACAGAUCAUGCUACAAUUUCUCAAAUAUUGGGGAACUAUAGUAGCUCUUUCAAAGAUUGUGAUAUCUUUGAUGGAAGAUGGGUGAAAGAUGAUACAAAACCAUAUUAUCCACCAGGUUCAUGUCCUUAUGUAGACAGAGAUCUCAACUGUCAUCUUAAUGGAAGGCCUGAUGAUGAGUUUGUAAAAUGGAGGUGGCAGCCAUUUGGAUGUGAGAUCCCAAGUUUGAACGCAACGGACUUUUUGGAAAGACUUAGAGGGAAGAAAUUGGUAUUUGUUGGAGACUCUUUAAAUAGGAACAUGUGGGAAUCACUUGUUUGCAUACUACAACAUUCUCUCAAGAACAAGAAAAGGGUUUACGAGAUUUCAGGAAAGAGGGAAUUCAAGAAAAAGGGUUUUUACGCCUUCAGAUUCGAGGACUAUGACUGUACGAUCGAUUUUGUGAGUUCUCCGUUUCUAGUCAGAGAAUCAUCUUUCAAAGGUGAAAAUGGUACUUUUGAGACGCUAAGAGUGGAUUUGAUGGACCGGACGACUUCAAUGUAUCAAGAUGCUGAUGUUCUGAUCUUCAACACGGGACAUUGGUGGACUCACGAGAAAACUUCCCGAGGGGAAGAUUAUUAUCAAGAAGGCAACCAUGUUUACCCUAGACUCAAGGCUCUUGAUGCAUACACCAGGGCUCUUUCGACAUGGGCUAAAUGGGUAGAUAAAAACAUCGAUAGCCAGAAAACUCAAGUUAUCUUUAGAGGAUAUUCAGUCACUCAUUUUAGGGGAGGGCAGUGGAAUUCAGGUGGGCAGUGUCACAAAGAAACCGAACCCAUCUUCAAUACAAGUCAGUUAAGCAAGUAUCCAUCAAAGAUGCGAGCUUUUGACAAUGUGAUGCGAGUGAUGAAGACUCCUGUAAUAUAUCUCAACAUUAGCAGGCUUACAGAUUACAGGAAAGACGGUCACCCGUCGGUUUACAGAAAGAUGUAUAAGUCCCUGUCCCUAAAGCAACAAAUUGGCGCAGAACAAUCACAAGAUUGCAGCCAUUGGUGUUUGCCUGGUGUACCAGAUGCUUGGAAUGAGUUGUUAUAUGCAUCUCUACUCAAGGUUGGAAGAGGUUCUUGGAAAAGCUGAAAUUUUGUUUAAAAAUUGUAGCAAGUUUCGGGUUUUUUCCUUUGGAAGGUCGAGAGAAUCGGGAGACUUUUAAGUUACUGUUAGAAUUUUGGGUGUCAUGGUUACAAUCACUAGGAUAUUUUCUUGGAAUGAGUUUAGAGAUUCUGGGUUUCGACCCUUAGAGCAUAGGUUUCAUGAACUCUGUAUCGAUAUAAUCCAAGAAAUCACUCUCGUUUUUA